UCUGAUAAGAGUAACAAUUCAAAUUCUUUGCUUGCAUUUUACGAUUUAAAAUUCUAAUGCAAUUGAGUAAUUAACUAUUAAAGUAAAAAAUCCUUUUCUUAAAUUUUAUUUUAAAUUUAAAAAUGAAGCAAUUAACUGAUGAACGAAUGAAAAUAUUUUUUGAAAAACUAUCGAAAUACAUAGGCCAAAAUAUAAAACUAUUAAUUGAUCGUUCAGAUGGAAAGUAUUGUUUUCGUGAAAAGAAAGAUAGGGUUUAUUAUGUAUCUGAAAAAGUAUUGAAUAUGGGAUCUAUGAUGAAUCCUGAUAACAUAAUUAGUAUUGGCACAUGUUUUGGAAAAUUUACAAAAUCUGGAAAAUUUCGAAUACACAUAACUUCUUUAGAUUAUCUUGCUCCAUAUGCUCAGCACAAAAUGUGGAUUAAACCUGCAGCUGAACAACAGUUUCUAUAUGGUCAUAAUAUAUUAAAGUCUGGUCUCGGACGAAUUACAGAAAGUACAACCCAAUAUCAAGGAGUAAUUGUAUUUUCAAUGAGUGAUGUGCCUUUGGGUUUUGGUGUUGCUGCUAAAAGUACUACAGAGUGUAAACAUACAGAUCCACUCUCUGUUGUAUGUUUUAAUCAAGCUGAUAUUGGCGAAUUUAUUCGAUGUGAAGAUGAUUUAAUAUAAUAGAUUAAUUAAUAUAAUUAUUUUUUUAACACAAA
Sipha flava (yellow sugarcane aphid) is the source of this 700-nucleotide messenger RNA. RefSeq names its product 60S ribosome subunit biogenesis protein NIP7 homolog. Gene Ontology annotation, molecular function: RNA binding. The coding region runs from base 123 to 665 and encodes 180 amino acids. Gene Ontology annotation, cellular component: preribosome, large subunit precursor; nucleus; nucleolus. Lineage: Eukaryota; Metazoa; Arthropoda; Insecta; Hemiptera; Aphididae. The transcript is spliced from 4 exons. Gene Ontology annotation, biological process: ribosome assembly; ribosomal large subunit biogenesis. The record is from RefSeq and is a predicted model, not a curated record.